AUGCUUCGCCAAACUUUCGCCAGAUCUAUUCGCUUCAACUCCACCGUGGCCAAGACCGCUCCUAGAGCUUUGUCCAACGCCUACGUCAACCAAUUGGAGGCCAGAUGGGAGACUUUGCCUCAGGCCGACCAAUCUGCUUUGAUAAAUGACUUGAAGGAGAGAAUGAAGAUCUCUUGGGGUGAGUUGACCCCAGCCGAGAAGAAGGCUGCUUACUACAUCUCUUACGGUGAGUGGGGCCCACGUGCUCCAUUGUACUCUCCAGGUGACAAGUCCAAGGUUUUCUGGGGUACCAUGAUUGGUAUGUUCGCUGGUUUGGUCAUCUUCGUUGGUCUUAAAACUUUCGCAGGCUCUAAGUCCGUGACGAUGAACAGAGAGUGGCACGAGAAGUCCGACGAGUACUUGAAGUCUCAAAACGCCAACCCCUUCACUGGUUACUCGCAAGUGCAGUAA
Molecule: messenger RNA, 450 nt
Organism: Australozyma saopauloensis
Lineage: Eukaryota; Fungi; Ascomycota; Pichiomycetes; Serinales; Metschnikowiaceae
Gene: COX5
Product: cytochrome c oxidase subunit Va
Exons: 1
Coding region: 1-450 (149 amino acids)
Biological process (GO): mitochondrial electron transport, cytochrome c to oxygen
Source: RefSeq, a predicted model, not a curated record